This is a messenger RNA of Struthio camelus australis, 1785 nucleotides long. NCBI's taxonomy places the organism in Eukaryota, Metazoa, Chordata, Aves, Struthioniformes, Struthionidae. The record is from RefSeq and is a predicted model, not a curated record.
GCCCUAACAUGGUACAGAGAAAACAGACAGACAAGCAAUUCAUAACGCAGGCAUAAUGUUUUCAGUUUUGCAGUGUUAGCUUUGCACUUUGUAUGGAAGAAUGAUACCAGGAUUUGGAAACCUCAUGCAGGAUGUGCUGUGGUGUUUUAGUCAAGUAAAAGGAACUAUUGACAUUGGGGUGACAGAAGCUGACAUUAUCUCUACGGUAGAAUUCAACCACACGGGAGAAUUACUAGCAACAGGGGACAAGGGGGGUCGGGUUGUAAUAUUCCAACGUGAGCAGGAGAGCAAGCACCAGCCCCACCGCCGGGGCGAGUACAAUGUUUACAGCACCUUCCAGAGCCACGAGCCCGAGUUCGAUUACCUGAAGAGCCUGGAGAUAGAGGAGAAGAUCAACAAAAUACGAUGGCUCCCGCAGCAGAACGCAGCCUACUUCCUCCUCUCCACCAACGAUAAAACCGUGAAGCUGUGGAAAGUCAGCGAGCGCGACAAGCGGCCGGAGGGAUAUAAUCUCAAAGAUGAGGACGGCCGUCUCCGAGACCCCUCCAUGAUCACCACGCUGCGGCUGACCAUGAGAAAUUUUGAAGAAAACAAGCGACAACAGAAGAAGGCCCUAACCAGACAGCCGAAAAGGACGUGUGGUUCAGGGUGCCCAGCGGGUGCCGGGGGCUGGCGAGCGGGGCUGCGCGUUUCCCUUGACCUGCCCGUGCCAGACAUCGUGGAUAUAAAGCCUGUGAACAUGGAGGAGCUGACGGAGGUGAUCACCGCGGCGGAGUUUCACCCGCACCACUGCAACACCUUCGUCUACAGCAGCAGCAAGGGCACCACCCGGCUGUGCGACAUGCGGACAGGCAGAAACGGGUCUGAGCUGUGUCUCUGCAGCAUUUGUCUGUUUUAUGUCAAAUGCAAAGGCAGAGCGCAUCCCCCGCCGUCUCCGGACGCUCCCGGCGUGCGGUGGGAGAGCGGCCGCCCCCAAAAGGCUGCUUUCAUAAUACUGCAUUUUUGGAAAGUGCGUGUUUUGCACCUCACACACGUUGUGGGCUCGUCAAGCAGGGUGGUAGGUCCUCGGCGCCGGAGCAGCCCGGUGGUGGCACAGGGCAGGAGCACGCAGCACCCGCAGUGUCCUGCACCAUGUACACGCCAGCUGAUGUUAGGACUUGUCCUUUCCUCUUCUGCAGUUUUUGAAGAGCCCGAAGACCCAAGUAACCGGUCAUUUUUUUCUGAGAUCAUCUCCUCAAUUUCCGAUGUUAAAUUCAGCCACAGCGGGAGGUAUAUCAUGACCCGGGACUAUCUCACAGUCAAAGUGUGGGACCUGAACAUGGAGAACCGGCCCAUCGAGACCUACCAGGUUCACGACUACCUCCGAAGCAAGCUGUGCUCGCUCUACGAGAACGACUGCAUCUUCGAUAAGUUUGAGUGUGUGUGGAAUGGGUCUGACAGCGUCAUCAUGACCGGCUCCUACAACAACUUCUUCCGCAUGUUCGACCGCAACACGAAGCGGGACGUCACGCUGGAGGCCUCGCGGGAGAACAGCAAGCCCCGGGCCAUCCUCAAGCCCCGCAAGGUCUGCGUCGGGGGCAAGCGGAGGAAAGACGAAAUCAGUGUGGACAGUCUGGACUUUAGCAAAAAGAUCCUGCAUACAGCUUGGCACCCUUCGGAAAAUAUCAUCGCCGUGGCAGCGACAAAUAACCUGUAUAUAUUCCAGGACAAGGUUAACUAGGAGGACAAGUUAUUCUUUAGGAAGCUCAUGUACUGAAUACUAGUAAACACACGAUUUCAAAUGUU